GAAGAGGAGAAAGAGAGGGUGAGUGUACAUGUGAAGGUAGAGCGCCCCACAGUGGAGGAGUAUGCAGCCUCCAAGCCUGCAGCCUCCAAGCCUGCAGCCUCCAAGCCUGCAGCCUCCAAGCCUGCAGCCUCCAAGCCUGCAGCCUCACCCGUACCAGUACCUGUAGCACCACUCCCCUCAACACACCCCUCAUCACGCCCCUCCUCUCACUCCGCCCCCCGGCCAUCGCCCAAACCCCAACAUAGAACUUCAACCAAACCCCAACCCAAAUCUUCAACCAAUGCCAAACCAAAAUCCCAACCUAGACCAUCGAUGAAAGCCUCGCCCAAACCUUUGCCCAGAUCAGCAACCAAUCCCAGACCAGCAACCAAUCCCUCGCCUCGUCCAUUGACCAAUACAGUGCCCCGGCCGGCAGUGAAGAAGGAGGAGCCUGGUGAACUAGAUCCCCCCACCAAACGGAAACGCCGGUUUGUUGGUGUGAGGCGUAUCGUGGUGAAGGUAGCUCGUAUCCCAGUUAACCUCAGCCGACGCCAGAAGAGCUACAAGAUUUCCUCCAUGGAGACAGUUGAGAAGGGCGGGGCAGGUGGCGAUGGCGGGUUGGAGGGAGCCGAGGGGGGGACAGCGGUAGUCCGAGAGCCGACUGCGCUCCUCCGUAUGAAGAACAACGGGAAGAGCGUGAUGGUCAUGUUCCCGCCUGGAGAACUUCCGGUGAUCCUGAAACGUCGCCGUGGCCGACCUCCCAAACAGGUUGUACCUGGAACGCCGGAUAAAACCACCGGUGGGAAUGGCGAGCCCAAGAAACCUCGUCGGCGCCGGCGGGCCAAGCUCCCGUCUCCGCAACCGUCGUACGUGAACGACACCAACGACGUGAAGACGGAGUACGGAGACGUUCUGUCCAAACUGGCAUUCCUCAACCGCCAACCGCCGGCCACCGGCCGCUGCUCCCCACCACGCUGCUGGACACCCAGCGAACCGGACAGCUUUCACACGCCGUCCGACAACCCUGGGAUCUCCGCUCUGCUACACCGACUCACAGGGUUCAGACGCAGGGGAGGCAGGGGGGGAGGUGUUGGAGGCAGGGGAGGAGGAGCAGGGGGAGGAGCAGGAGGAGCCGGCGGAGAGGGCUUCAAGAGCUCCUUCAGUGACUUUUUUGAGACGAUCGGGAAGAAAAGGAAAGUGACCCCCGCUCUGUCAGAACCAGGGUUACUCAAGAAACGAGGGAAGGGUGGGGGAGGCAGGGGAGGAGGGGCUGCAGGGGGGGAGAUGGUGGUUGGGGGUGAGGGGGGUAAGCCGGUUAAGAAACGACGCUCACGCAAGAACGGGGUUCUAAAGGGGGAGGCAGGGGAGCAGCUGCAACAAGACUGGUUUAAUGGGGGAGGUGUCUGGGGGGAGGAAGGGGGAGGCAUGAGGGAGAGAGGGCCAGGAGGGUACCAGGUCUGUGGCUCCCCGGGGGGGGGCUUCCUGUCCUGUGAGGGGGGGAGAGGGAGUGCGUACGGCAGCCCUGGCGGCAGCAGAGGCGGUGGAGGUGGAGAGGAGGCGCAGGGUUUGUUCGCCGGAUAUUUCCGCUCCCUGCUGGACUCUGACAACUCCUCAGACCUCCUGGACAUCUCCUCCCCUCGCCCCGACCCCAGGAAACCUCCUCCCACCCUGGGCUACGACUCUUCCAGCCCUGCCCGCGGCCCAGGCCCUCGCUGGUCCCCAGCCUUCCCCAAACGCAGCCCCAAAGGAGAGCCAAGGGAGAACCCAACCCUACAUCAUCCCUCUUCCUCCUCCUCUUCCAGACCUCCUUACAGUUAUAACCUGUCCCAGAACUCCCCCACCUCCUCCUCGUUCCCCAAGUCCACCCCUCCCUCCCUCCCUCCGUCCUGCUCCCCCAGCUCCCCCCAUCCCUCCUCCUCCUCCUACGGUCACUACACACCUGGCUAUUCCUCCUCCUCUCCUGCAGGGGGCAGCGCAGCGCCACAAAGACCCGCAGACUGCAGCUUCGCAGCCUAUGGGGCAGCCGGGCUGAGUAAGGCCUCCACGGCCACCCCCGUGGGCCAGGGUCAGAUGGGAUAUUCCAGUUUUUCCAAGCGGGGCUAUGGGGGCUACCUUGGGCAGGUUGGACCAUCUUCUCCAGGAAGAGGGGGGUAUAUGGCCAUGGCCAAAAACAGCCCCUUCCCCUCUUCAUCUUCCCCAGAGGGAUACAGACACUACCCCUCCAACCAGAGUAACUACAGGCCAGGCUAUGGUGGCUACCCAGGAGGCUACAGUGACCCAGGCCCCAGCGAGCCCAAAGACAUCCUGGACAUCUCCAACUACACCCCCCAGAAGGCCAAGCGACAACCCUUCCUCGAGAGUCUAUCAGAGUCCUCCUCUGACUCCUCCCACCUAGGGGUCACCGGGUCAGGAGGUGGGGUCAGUGGCGGAGGCUCGGGGUCAGGCUCCGGAGGUGGGGCUUACAGGCAGGGUGGAGGGAGGGAGUCUCUUCCUAUUGGUGGAGAGGGAGGUCAAGGACAGUCCAGCCUAUCAAGUCUGGAGAAGCUGAUGAUGGACUGGCAUGAGAGCGCCUCAGGCCCCUCCUACAACUGGAGCCAGAACGUUCUCUUCCAGGGGCAGGGGAAGCCCAGCCGGGGGCGCAGGAAACGGAAUGCUGCCGAACCCCAAACGGAGAAGGAGGGGGGUGGUGGACCAGGAGCAGGACCAGGGACCACCCCAGACUCUCCCACCAGCCCCCCAAGCCAGACCCAGCCCUCCACCCCAACCCAGGGUUCUGGUGGAAAACGCAGUGGAAUGGGGGGACGGCAGGCCAGGGGGGUAAGAGGAGGCAGAGGAGGGGGGCUGUACCCAUCCCCUGGAGAGCGCCCCCCAGGGGGGAAGAAGGGCAAGGCUGCUGGGGGUGUGGUUGGAGGUGGAGGGAGUGCUGCUCAGGGGGGGUUGUUCCAGGAAGGCCUUGACUACUACAGUGGAGACAGCAGCAGCCUCUCCCCCCUCCCUAACCCCACCUCACAUCUCGGCUACCCCACCGAGCCAUGUGAGUACCCCUCCCCGUGCCCUUACUCCGCCCACCCCUCCACCCCGUCCUCAGAGGAGCACUACACAGCCCUCUUCCCAGCCCUACCACCCUCCUCUCACUCCUGCUCCUCCCCCCGCCUCCUUCUCCCCCUCCUGCUCACCAUCGCCACGGUUACUGCCACACUGUGGAACAGCGCUGAGCCCCCCCCAUCGUAA
Salvelinus namaycush (lake trout) is the source of this 3210-nucleotide messenger RNA. Its product is annotated as AT-hook DNA-binding motif-containing protein 1-like. The record is from RefSeq and is a predicted model, not a curated record. The transcript has 4 exons. The coding region runs from base 313 to 3210 and encodes 965 amino acids. NCBI's taxonomy places the organism in Eukaryota, Metazoa, Chordata, Actinopteri, Salmoniformes, Salmonidae.